Molecule: messenger RNA, 3736 nt
Organism: Cheilinus undulatus (humphead wrasse)
Lineage: Eukaryota; Metazoa; Chordata; Actinopteri; Labriformes; Labridae
Gene: fig4a
Product: FIG4 phosphoinositide 5-phosphatase a
Exons: 25
Coding region: 255-3071 (938 amino acids)
Biological process (GO): phosphatidylinositol dephosphorylation
Cellular component (GO): intracellular membrane-bounded organelle
Molecular function (GO): phosphatidylinositol-3,5-bisphosphate 5-phosphatase activity
Source: RefSeq, a predicted model, not a curated record
UAGACUUUCAUGAUAGUCACAUGACUAAAACAAUUUCAUGUUGCAGUGUCCUAUACGCUGCUUUUAAUUAUUUGACCAGCUGCAUGUAUUUUUUGUUAAAAUUUUAUAUCUAGGUUGUUUGAGCUGUUAGAGGAGAUGCACAUUUUCAGUCCCGGAGGCUAUAUGUGGCUAACGAGGCUAGCUAGCUAAUCAAUGAUCUCCUGUUGUCUCUUCUGAAUUGUCAUUAUUUGGAGAAAAUCAUCACAGAGAAAAACAUGCCACAGGCAGCGGCUCUCAUCAGUGGGAUCCAGAGGAUGGUUCUGUAUGAAACCAGAGCUAGGUAUUUUUUAGUGGGGACCAAUCAAGCACAGACUAAACACCGAGUCCUGAAGAUUGACCGCACAGAACCCAAGGACCUGGUGAUAAUCGAUGAUAAGCAUGUGUACAACCAGCAAGAGGUUAGAGAGUUGCUCGGCCGUCUGGACCUGGGAAACCGUACCAAGAUUGGACAAAAGGGUUCCUCGGGCCUGUCCAGAGCUGUGUCAGCUUUUGGCAUUGUUGGGUUUGUUCGUUUCUUGGAGGGGUACUACAUUGUGCUGAUCACCAAGCGAAGAAAGGUGGCCGACAUCGGGGGCCACUCUAUCUACAAAAUCGAGGACACAAGCAUGAUCUACAUCCCCAAUGACUCAGUGAGGGUUACACACCCUGAUGAAGCAAGAUAUGUUCGCAUCUUUCAGAAUGUGGACCUGUCCAGCAACUUCUACUUCAGCUACAGCUAUGACCUGAGCCAUUCGCUGCAGUACAACCUGACUCUGCUUCAGAGGCCUUAUGAACUGUGGUCAUCGCCAGCUUCCUCCUCUGAGGAGGAGGAGGAGGUGCACACACAGAGCAAGCAGGACAGCUUUGACAUAUUUGAAGAUGAGGGUUUGCCUACGCAAGUGGUUUAUGGCCUCCAGAACGAGCCGUACUACAAGUAUGUGUGGAACGGUAAGCUGCUGGAACGAAUCAAGGACACCGUGCAUCAUGACUGGCUCAUGUAUAUAAUCCAUGGCUUUUGUGGCCAGUCUAAGCUUCUGAUCUAUGGCCGACCAGUUCACAUCACCCUCAUCGCCAGACGCUCCAGCAAAUUUGCCGGGACUCGCUUCCUCAAAAGAGGAGCCAACUGUGAGGGGGAUGUUGCUAAUGAAGUGGAGACGGAGCAGAUUGUCCAUGAUGCCUCAGUUAUGUCUUUCACAGCAGGAAGUUACUCAUCAUACGUCCAGGUGCGAGGUUCAGUUCCUCUCUACUGGUCACAGGACAUCUCCACCAUGAUGCCUAAACCCCCAAUACGAUUGGACCAGGCAGACCCAUACGCCCAUGUAGCUGCCCUCCAUUUUGACCAGAUGCUGCAGCGGUUCGGCUCUCCCAUCAUUAUUCUCAACCUGGUCAAGAAACGAGAAAAAAGGAAACACGAGAAGAUUUUGAGUGAAGAGCUUUACCCGGCUGUGAUCAAUUUGAAUCAGUUCCUUCCUCCAGAAAACUGCAUCGACUACAUCGCCUGGGACAUGGCCCGCUACACUAAGAGCAAGCUGUGCAACGUUCUGGACCGCCUGAGCAUGAUAGCAGAGAAUGUAGUAAAGCGGACCGGUUUCUUCAUUAAUCGCUCUGACUUCUACUGUCACACCCUCAGACCUGAUGACAGAUGGGGAGAUUUAGGAGGAGACGUUACCGCCAGUGGACACGUGCAGACGGGAGUGUUGCGGACAAACUGUGUGGAUUGUCUUGAUCGGACUAAUACCGCCCAGUUCAUGGUGGGGAAGUGUGCGCUGGCCUAUCAGCUUUACGCUUUGGGAAUGAUCGACAAGCCCAAACUCCAGUUUGACACUGAUUGUGUGAGGCUGUUUGAGGAGCUAUAUGAAGAUCAUGGAGACACUCUGUCACUGCAGUAUGGCGGCUCUCAGCUUGUCCACAGGGUCAAAACCUACCGCAAGAUUGCUCCCUGGACACAACACUCCAAGGACAUCAUGCAGACAUUGUCCCGCUACUACAGCAAUGCUUUCUCAGAUGCUGACAGACAGGAUGCCAUCAACCUCUUCCUGCAGGUGUACCAGCCGUCUGAGUCCAAGCCACACCUGUGGGAGCUCCCCACUGACUUCUACCUGCACCAGAGGAACACCAUGGCCCUCCCCCAAGACAGACGCAGCUAUACUUUUUGGUGGUCUAAAGGAAUCCUGUCCUAUCUUCCUGUGGCCUAUGACGAAGUUCCUUGUGAUGAAAACAUGAGGAAGGUCAAAGUGAAGAGGGUGAACCGCUUCGAUGAGAGUAUUGACAUCUACACUGAAUUCUUCAGGCCAUAUGAACUCUCCUCCUUUGAUGACACAUUCUGCAUCGCCAUGACAAACUCUGCACGGGAAUUCAUGCCCAAGACGGUAGGAGUGGAUCCAAGCCCUUUCACAGUCCGCAAACCAGAGGAAACCGGAAAAUCAGUGCUGGGCAACAAGAGCAAUAAAGAAGAGACGCUGCUGCAGAGGAAGACAGCAGCCAGCGCACCGCCUCCCCCGAGCGAGGAGGCCAUCAGCAGCUCCUCGGAGGAUGACUCCGAAGAGGACCGCGACGAUGAUGGAUCCGUGUCACAGCGCUCUACCCCGAUUAAACUCCUAACAGAGUCCGGGGACAGCAAUCGCACACAGGAGGAGAUACAGCAGCAGGCAGUGAAGGAGCCGUAUGGUCUCAAUCUGUCGGAGUUUCCUGCUGAGGGAGACCAACAUAUCUAUGAAAGGUUUGCACAUCUGGGCCAGAGCCAGCACAGGGUGGAAAGAACAGAACACAUAAAGUUGGCAAACAUCAUCUGCCUUCAGCACAGCCCUCCCCUUCUGACCCAGCAGGUCAUAGAUGGAGUGUUGCUGUCCGCGACCGAUUCAAGAUUCAACCACACAGAGCCAGUUUCCUGCUUUCCCGAGGACAGCAUAUAUGCUGUCACUCCGCCACAGGUGGACCGGGACAGCCGUGACGAGUUUGAGAGCCACGUGAUGACGGGUCAGGGCCAAGUGAGGGUGCUAUGCAGGGAGGACAUGUUGAUGUACAGGGAGUACGUUAAGAACAGAUACAUGUGAGACCAAACAAAAACAAAACACUUGAUCUCUGUUACUAAACAUAGAACAUCUGCUCCAAAAGUUUGCAAGACUUGAUUUUUUUUUGCACUUAUGGUUGUAGCCAAAGCAAGAUAAUAUCUUGCACUUUUAGAUCAAUUUAUCAUUGAAUUUUGUUCAAAAUGAGCAACUUCGCCUUCUUUUUUAUGGACCAAGUAAGUUGAUUUUUCUGUUCUAGUAGCUUUAAAUGUCAGUUUUUAGUCAGUCAAACAAGCUUACUUAAUUUUGUGUCUUUCCUUGAAUAAAUUUGAAUUGUAAUACUUUUAAAUAUCUAACUUUUUGUUCAUUUUGAACACCUGAUUUGAUGUAAAUCUUUAUGACUCUUAAAUAUUAUUCCUUUUAAAUAUUCAAAUCAGUAAUGAUGGCAAGCCCAAAGAUUAUGACUUUUUUAAAUUUAAGUUUAAGACUUGGAAGUGCUUUUUAUUGAUCAAAUGUUACAUUUUUGUUUUGAAAGCUGACUGGAAUAUGUUUUUUAUUGUCAAAAUUAUCACAAACAACACUGCUAUCUAAUUUCUUACAUGUAAUGUAAAUGUAAAUACAGCCAAAUCACCUUUUUUCUUUUAAAAUUGCAUUAUUAUUUAAAUAAAAAACUAAUCCUGUGUGCAGUCAAAAUAUACCACUGCUGCCUU